GGGCGCGCUUCCCGGCGCCCGGGGCGCGGCCGCCGGACUCCCGGCUGCGAACGGCGGCUGCGGGGCCGGCGAGGGAGCGCACCCGGCGGCGGCCGACAGGCGAGCAAGGAGUUAACGGGGCCGGAGGCCGGCGCCUGUCAGACGCGAGCAUGUGCAGUCUGCCCGCAUCCGUACGAUGGGGACACAUGGAAGCCACCUGCCCACUGGCCGAGGAUCGGCUAAGCCCUGGGACUGGUGCUUGCCCACGCUGCUGAGGAUGGCACCGUCGCCCAGCCAGGCACCAGGACAAAGGUGAACCCAGGACACGCCUGGACAGCAAUCCUGAUGUCUGUGCUGAGCUGCGCACUGAAGGGUGUGAUAACCCUGGGCUCUCCCAUCCCACCACCAUCCCUGUAAACAACACGUGUCAUCUAGAGAAUGCCUGUUUGGGAGAGGCCUGUGCCAUCCAUGGCUGCAGAAGAGAAGACCGGAAACAUUUGCUGCCCUCAAGGAGUACACAGCCUCCUUGGACCAAAAGGGCUUGUGCCUAAAAUACUGGCUCCCGUGGGCGCCAUGGCUUCGGUGGAGCCGCUGACGGCGCUGUCCCGCUGGUACCUGUACGCCAUCCACGGCUACUUCUGCGAGGUGAUGUUCACGGCGGCCUGGGAGUUCGUGGUGAACUUUAACUGGAAGUUCCCGGGCGUCACGAGCGUGUGGGCGCUCUUCAUCUACGGCACCUCCAUCCUGAUCGUGGAGCGCAUGUACCUGCGCCUGCGGGCGCGCUGCCCGCUGCUGCUGCGCUGCCUCAUCUACACGCUCUGGACCUACGCCUGGGAGUUCACCACCGGCCUCAUCCUGCGCCAGUUCAACGCCUGCCCCUGGGACUACUCGCAGUUCGACUUCGACUUCAUGGGCCUCAUCACCCUGGAGUACGCCGUGCCCUGGUUCUGCGGGGCCCUCAUCAUGGAGCAGUUCAUCAUCCGCAACACGCUCCGCCUGCGCUUCGACAAGGACGCCGAGCCCGGGGAGCCGGGGGAGCCCGCAGCCCCCCUGGCCCUGGCCAACGGCCACGUCAAAACCGACUGAGUGGGGGGCCCGCGGGGGAGGGGCCGGGGUCGCUCACGGACCCUGUGGAGAGAAGUGCGGAGCUGGUGGAGUUGCCCCCUCUGUACACAGCACAAACCCUGCCUCACCCUGGUCUCAGCCCUGCGGGGUGCACCCAGCCCCAUCCCUCCACUGUGGGCUGGUGUUGGGGGCCGGCUGUCAAGGCAGCAGAGGGACUUGGGGGUUGGUCUGUGGAUCGCACCCCAGCUCAGAGGCUGUGGGCAGGAGGCCUGAGGCUUCCCAGGGACUAGACUACAUAGGUGACUUUGGAAGCAGCAGGCCCUGCCCUGCCCUGGCUAAGGGACUCUGAGAAACGGGCAAAAGGCGAGGGGCAGGGCUGAGGAGGCGUAGGGCUGCUGCCUCGGCCACCUGGUUCCUUCUCACCCGGUUUAGUUGGGCUUUGGCUGGUUCCGUUAGGCAAUAUUCAGGUGCUUGCUUGCAACCAAUACCUCCCCGGGGGCCUGCUGAGUGGCAGCCUAGGGAGAGACUGGGUGGCCGGACGCUGCUUUGGAGCCGUGCUAGGCUGCAGGGCUGGGAGGCCUCCCCUUGGCUCCUCUCCCUCCCCCCAGGGCCCCACGCUGCUCUCUCGGCCUCCUGGGGGCCCCCUGGUGCUGGAUUCCCACCAACCUUAGGCUUUUGGAGGUUUUAGUCCCUGUGCUUUUGGUGGCGUUUCUGUAUCUCUCCCCCCCCCCCCCCUUUCUCGCUUAUUUUUUAAGGCCUUUUCCACUAUCAGCCCUUUAUCCAUGUCAGUUACCCACCAAGCCCCAACUCCCACUCCCCGGCCAACACAGCAGCUGCCAGAGAUAGAACCUGAGACACCCCACCCGCCCUCUGCAGCCGUCCCUCCACUGUUACCCAACCCGGUGGGCGGUGGCAGUGCCCUGGUGCUCUUCUCCAUCCAUGCCCCCUCCCCGCAGUGGCCCAGCGAACCGUGAAUGGCACCCACAACACCGCCAGGCCAAGAUGGGCCCCGCAGAUCCUCAGUGGGGACCCAGAGACAAAUCAGUGUAUGUGUGUGGGGGUGCUGUGGGGAGGCCGGUAAAGUCACGCCUGAUGGUUUAUUUUCGGGGCAGUCCAGCAUCCUAGGGGAUCCAGCGUUGCAGACCAUGGAGAAUGAGUGAGGGAGACUGUCCUUAGUGGGAAGGGAUCAGUUCUGGAUCUGCCAUAGCCCCAGCCCUGCAGCAAAACCUCCUCAGGGCCACCCCUCCUCACCCUCCCCUGCAAGACUGACACUUGGAGCUUGCUCCUCAGAACAGUAUUAACCCUGCCACGCUCACAGGCGCUGUCAUCUUGGGUGCCCAUGGCAGGUCCAUUGUUGGCAGUGGACGGGUGAAAACCUCCCUCCAGCCCACUUCCGGCUCCUCCCCCACUUGCCAAGGGGAGGGUCCAUCAGAACACAGCCUUUCCCGUGGUACGUGGUCUCUACUUGACCACACGAGAACUCUUAGGUAGAAAUUAGCCCUUCCCUUUUUGUAGAACAUUAAAAACUGAUCAUGCCACCUGCGGAGAGCAUCUCCUCUUCCUUGCUGUGUUGCUGACGGUGCGGGCAGCACCGGGCCAGGGCCGGCGGGCAGGCGGGUGUGGGCAGGAGUGGUGUCCCGGAUUGGGGGAGGGGCGGGGAGACUCUGGGAGGGUCGCUCUCUGCAGUGGACCUUGUCCGGGACGGGACGAAGGGCCUUUUCCAGUCUCUGUGUCCUGGGCAGGCUUGUUCUAUCCAGGCAUGAGCUGCAUUCUGCAGGGGCCUGGCUUUGGUUUACCUGUGGCCCCAAUUCUAGGGCUUUGGGGCUCCCAGGGGCUUCUGGCUGCCAUGGGGGUAGAUGGUGCUCCAUGUACAGCUGUGGGGAUUCCAGAGGAAGAAGAUUGGCUGGCUUCCCUGUUCCCUCUAGGGAAUGGCUUCCUUGGUCCUCUCCUCCGGCUCCAUGCUCAGUCUCUUGGACCCCCACACCCUUGCAGGCUCCAGUUGGGCCCCUAGACCCUACCACCACCACCCCUUUGCUUUCCCUUUCCACGAUGGCCUCUGGUGGUCCGCUUGUUGGUGUCUCCCAGCCUAAGGUUCCACAGUUCUCAGCCUGGCCAAGCCCUUGGAUGGCCCACUGGAUCUGGCCUUUCCAGACGUUGCCCUGUGGACAUGCCUCGGCACCCUCUCUCCUCUGUGCAGGAGGUCCUGGGGUAACAAUGUGCAGACUGUGGUGUGCCUGCUUCAUGGAGCCCCCUGCACAGGGAGGCAGUGAGCCAGGGCUUGGCCACAGAAUCUGCAGGCUCAGAGCUCACUCCUCUUUUUUUUUUUUUUUUUAAUCUCCAGGGCCCCCAUUUCUUAGUGCCCAGGGCCUCAAGGUUUAGGGUAACCCCAUGCCUGCCAAGCAGUGGGGGUGCUGGCGGAGAGCGUUGGCUUGCUGUUUACGAGCCACUGGUGUCCUGGGUCUCUCCGCUGGACACCCCCGCACCUCCGAGUUACAGAUCGCCUUGUGCUGUCUGUCCUGCAUGGUUAGAUGCUUCCGUGUCUGCUGGCUGUCCUGUCCCUGGUGCCCUGUUUCCCUCGGAUGCCAGUGAGUCAUAAUGGCAUCGCAAUGGCCUGUGCUUAUUCUCAGCAAUAAUACCGAGGGCGUGGCCAUGAGUCCUUCUGUCCCGGUCCCUUGCCCUCUGCAUGGGUCUCCCGGAGAGGCAGCCGCUGAGGGGGUCAGUUUGCAAGAACCUGUGUUUAUGGAGCUCUGGGCUGUGCAGACGCCUUCUCAGGGGAUGCAGAGACACCCCCCCCCCCCCCAGGGGCUGCGGUAAGGCAGGAAGCUCACCUGCCACCCUGAGGCCACCCAGACCUGGAGGAGGGGCAGGUCCUGGCUCUGAGCCAGGGGGACUGUCUCCCAACUGCGGCAGCUCCUCGGCAGGACACACGACCGGUUUGUGCGCCCAUUGCCUGUUCUGUCUCCGUUAGCGUCUCUGUCUUCUCUUCACAUCCGUGCACAUGAAAUAUACUAGUGUUUGUGUCCCAGGA
Pipistrellus kuhlii (Kuhl's pipistrelle) is the source of this 4072-nucleotide messenger RNA. It is a transcript of the gene TMEM229B, whose product is annotated as transmembrane protein 229B. NCBI's taxonomy places the organism in Eukaryota, Metazoa, Chordata, Mammalia, Chiroptera, Vespertilionidae. The coding region runs from base 418 to 1065 and encodes 215 amino acids. The record is from RefSeq and is a predicted model, not a curated record. The transcript has 4 exons.